Messenger RNA from Cladophialophora psammophila CBS 110553, 3561 nucleotides. Its product is annotated as pyruvate carboxylase. The transcript has 3 exons. Gene Ontology annotation, molecular function: ATP binding; metal ion binding; pyruvate carboxylase activity. Lineage: Eukaryota; Fungi; Ascomycota; Eurotiomycetes; Chaetothyriales; Herpotrichiellaceae. Gene Ontology annotation, cellular component: cytoplasm. The record is from RefSeq and is a predicted model, not a curated record. Gene Ontology annotation, biological process: gluconeogenesis; pyruvate metabolic process. The coding region runs from base 1 to 3561 and encodes 1186 amino acids.
AUGGCGACCAACGGCACCGACGCAGACCAUGAAGAUGGCCAAUCCCAUCACCUCGAGCACUCGGUCCACCAGCGACUGAGGGCCAACUCGUCCAUCAUGCAGCUCAAGAAGAUCCUAGUGGCCAAUCGAGGCGAGAUCCCCAUCAGAAUCUUCCGAACUGCCCACGAACUCUCCCUCCAGACUGUGGCUGUCUACAGCUAUGAGGACCGGCUGGGCAUGCACAGACAAAAGGCGGACGAGGCGUACAUGAUAGGUAAGCGAGGACAGUACACUCCAGUUGGCGCCUAUCUGGCUGGGGAUGAGAUCAUCAAGAUUGCCCUCGCCCACGGCGUCCAGAUGAUCCAUCCUGGCUAUGGUUUCUUGUCCGAGAACUCCGAAUUCGCUCGGAAGGUCGAAGAGGCCGGCAUCAUCUUCGUGGGUCCUUCUUACCAGGUCAUUGAAUCUCUCGGAGACAAAGUCUCAGCGCGAAGACUAGCCAUGAGGUGCAACGUGCCAUGCGUGCCCGGCACCGAAGGCCCGGUCGCCAAGUUCGAGGAGGUCAAAGCAUUCACCGACCAAUAUGGCUUCCCCAUCAUCAUCAAGGCUGCCUUUGGUGGAGGUGGCCGUGGCAUGAGAGUCGUCCGAGACCAAGAGAGCCUCAAGGAUUCAUUUGAGCGAGCUACCUCGGAGGCCAAGUCAGCCUUUGGCAACGGCACAGUCUUUGUCGAACGCUUUUUGGACAAGCCGAAGCACAUUGAAGUCCAGUUGCUCGGCGACAAUCACGGCAAUGUUGUUCAUCUGUACGAGCGAGACUGCAGCGUUCAAAGACGGCACCAGAAAGUCGUUGAGCUGGCACCCGCCAAAGAUCUCCCUUCCGAAGUCAGGGAUGCCAUUCUCAACGACGCAGUCAAACUAGCCAAGUCCGUCAACUACCGCAAUGCAGGCACCGCUGAGUUCUUGGUAGACCAACAGAACAGGUACUACUUCAUCGAAAUCAAUCCCCGAAUUCAAGUCGAACACACCAUCACUGAAGAGAUUACCGGCAUUGAUAUCGUGGCUGCUCAGAUCCAAAUCGCAGCUGGGGCCUCGCUCGAGCAAUUGGGCUUGACCCAAGACCGUAUCUCCACACGAGGCUUCGCCAUUCAGUGCCGUAUCACCACUGAAGAUCCUUCCCAGGGGUUCUCGCCAGAUACCGGCAAGAUCGAGGUCUACCGAUCGGCUGGUGGCAACGGUGUGCGUCUCGACGGCGGCAAUGGAUUUGCCGGCGCUAUUAUCACUCCUCACUACGACUCCAUGUUGGUCAAAUGUACUUGCCACGGCUCCACCUACGAGAUUGUGCGUCGGAAGAUGCUACGAGCACUGGUUGAAUUCCGCAUCCGCGGUGUGAAGACCAACAUCCCCUUCUUGGCCUCCCUUUUGACUCACCCUACAUUUGUUGAAGGCACGUGCUGGACAACCUUCAUUGACGAUACUCCCGAGCUGUUCAAAUUGAUUGGCAGUCAGAAUCGGGCGCAGAAGCUCCUUCAGUAUCUUGGCGACCUUGCGGUCAACGGAAGCAACAUCAAAGGCCAGAUUGGAGAGUCGAAAUUCAAGGGUGACAUCAUCAUGCCCAUAUUAUUCGACGAGCAUGGCAAAGAGAUCAACGUGGACGAGCCAUGCACCACGGGAUGGAAGUCCAUCAUUGACAAAGAAGGGCCUGUUGCGUUCGCCAAGGCGGUUCGAGGGAGCAAGGGAUGUCUGCUCAUGGACACUACUUGGCGUGAUGCGCACCAGUCUCUGUUGGCCACACGAGUUCGCACCGUUGACCUGUGCAAUAUCGCCAAACAUACCAGCCAUGCUCUUAGCAACGCAUGGGCAUUGGAGUGCUGGGGCGGAGCCACGUUUGAUGUUGCCAUGCGAUUCUUGUACGAAGACCCAUGGGACAGACUCCGCAAAAUGAGAAAGCUGGUCCCCAACAUUCCAUUCCAGAUGUUGCUCCGUGGGGCCAACGGGGUUGCUUACAAGUCACUGCCGGACAACGCAAUUUACCACUUCUGCAAACAGGCCAAGAAGAACGGCAUGGAUAUCUUCAGAGUGUUCGAUGCUCUCAACGACAUCGACCAAUUGGAGGUAGGCAUGAGAGCUGUUCAGGUGGCUGGUGGUGUUGUCGAAGCCGCCAUCUGCUACUCCGGUGAUAUGUUGAACCCCAAGAAGAAAUACAACUUGGAAUACUACAUGAACCUAGUGGAGAAGAUUGUCAAGAUUGGCACUCAUAUUCUCGGAAUCAAAGACAUGGCCGGCGUUCUGAAGCCCAAGGCUGCUCGGAUCCUGGUGGGCACGAUCCGCAAGAAGUAUCCUGAUUUGCCGAUCCAUGUCCAUACCCACGACUCAGCAGGAACUGGAGUUGCGACUUACGUCGCUUGUGCAGAAGCUGGUGCUGACGCAGUCGACACUGCAACUGACAGCAUGAGUGGGAUGACAUCUCAGCCCAGCUGCGGCGCUCUUCUUGCCUCUCUCGAGGGCACCCAGUACGAUCCCGGCUUGAAUGGCCACAAUGUUCGAGCUCUUGACCAGUACUGGUCCCAACUUCGACUACUCUACUCACCAUUCGAAGCUGGCUUGACUGGCCCCGAUCCAGAAGUGUACGAACAUGAGAUACCAGGAGGACAACUGACGAACCUGAUUUUCCAAGCGUCUCAGCUCGGUCUUGGCGCGCAAUGGCUGGAGACGAAGAAGGCCUAUGAGCAGGCAAACGACCUUUUGGGGGACAUUGUCAAAGUCACUCCGACGUCCAAGGUGGUAGGUGAUCUGGCGCAGUUCAUGGUGUCAAACAAGUUGGACGAGGAAGGCGUCAAGGCCAGGGCCAAAGAGUUGGACUUCCCCGAAUCUGUAUUGGAAUUCUUCGAGGGAUACAUGGGUCAGCCAUACGGCGGAUUUCCCGAACCGUUGCGAAGUGAUGUACUCCGUGGUCGCCGGAAGAUGGACAAGAGGCCCGGACUUUACCUUGACCCUGUCGAUUUUGCCAAAGUCAAGAAAGAUUUGAAGGAGAGAUUCAACACUAGCGCCGAGACCGACAUCGCCAGUUACGUGAUGUACCCCAAGGUCUUUGAGGACUAUCGUAAGUUUGUCGACAAAUAUGGAGAUCUCUCAGUGCUCCCGACCAAAUACUUCCUCAACAAGCCCGAGAUCGGCGAAGAAUUCCACGUGGAACUCGAGAAGGGCAAGGUUCUGAUCAUGAAGUUGCUGGCUGUGGGACCGUUGUCGGAAGCUACAGGCCAACGCGAAGUGUUUUACGAGGUCAACGGUGAAGUUCGACAAGUCACCAUCGACGACAACAAGGCGGCGGUUGAGAAUACUAGCCGGCCCAAGGCUGAUCCUGGCGACAGCAGUCAAGUAGGCGCUCCUAUGGCAGGCGUGGUUGUGGAAGUCCGAGCCAAAGAGGGACACGAGGUCAAGAAGGGCGACCCAAUCGCGGUGCUGAGCGCCAUGAAGAUGGAAAUGGUGAUUAGCGCUCCACACUCUGGCAAAGUCGGGGAAAUCCUGGUCAAAGAAGGGGACUCUGUCGCUGGAUCGGACUUGAUUUGCAAGAUUGCAAAGGCAUGA